AUGCCUCCUCGUGUACCCCCAUUGCGGACCUUGCGGUCAUUUCCUCAACACAUCUCAAAAUCACAAUGUCCGCGCCGAUUUUCUCAAUCGCUGCUCUCCCGUCAAUCGAGUACUUUUGGCACCAAACCACCCCCGCCUCCAGACGAUCGACCUGAUCCGAUCACGCUGCAUAGACUCCAAUGGCAGCGCCGUGCAUACUACAAAAGGCGUUCCUAUUACGCCGCUGCAGGCUGGAUCUUUGGGAUGGUUGGCAUCUGGGUCACUGUCAAGGCUAUGGAUCUCCCUUCCCAACCUACGAAACUCGAUUCUGGACGACGGACGGAUGAUCCCAUGGUAGUUUUGGGCCGUGAGCGAAAGGUUAUCGUGCAAAGGCUAGGCGAGGAACCGGAAGAGAUAGUCGAUACGGUCGCGACUGGGAAUACCACGGUGCCUACUUACCCUAGGAUUCUGGAUUUCUAUGACGAACAGAGAGAGGGCUUAAAGGACAAUGGCAUGGGUCCGGGGCAGAACGAUGAUCGGCUGGCCGAGUAUCAGUUGUUGGGGGUAGGCGUUCGUAGAGUCAGCAUUUUGAGCCUGGAAGUUUAUAUGGUGGGCAUGUACGUGGCUACGGACGAUAUUGCCUUGCUUCAAAAGGCCCUGAUUCGGGAGAUUGACGGGGGCGCUUCUGCACUUGUCGCAGGGGAGAAGGAGAAGCUCAAAAAUAUGCUGUACGAUCCGGAGGAAGGAUUACGUGUAUGGGACGAUCUUCUAAAGAAGAGUGGAGUAAGAACGCUCCUUCGAAUCGUGCCGACCAGGAAUACAGAUUUCCAUCACCUGCGGGAUGCGUGGGUUAGGUGUUUGACCACAAGAGCUCAGGCUAACAAGGAGGAAUUUGGGGAUGAGCAAUUCGGGGCCUCGAUGAAUGAGUUCAAGUCGCUCUUUAAUCGAGGGAGCGUGCCGAAGCAAAAGGAGGUCCUUAUGAGCCGAGAUAAAAAAGGGAAGUUGGUAGUCUGGUAUGACGACGGGAAGAAUGGCGCGCAAAGACUGGGGGAAAUUGCUGAUGAGCGAAUUUCACGGGGAAUCUGGUUGAAUUAUCUUGCUGGCAAGAAGGUGGCUAGUGAAGAGGCAAGGAAAGGUAUCGUCGAGGGGGUUAUGGGAUUUGUGGAGCGCCCUGUUGGUACGGUGGCAACACAGGUUGUAUGA
Molecule: messenger RNA, 1182 nt
Organism: Venustampulla echinocandica
Lineage: Eukaryota; Fungi; Ascomycota; Leotiomycetes; Helotiales; Pleuroascaceae
Product: putative Altered inheritance of mitochondria protein 18, mitochondrial
Exons: 1
Coding region: 1-1182 (393 amino acids)
Molecular function (GO): intramolecular lyase activity
Source: RefSeq, a predicted model, not a curated record